UCCUCAUGUUAUCGGGCACAUACAUGUAGGCUCGGCGAAACGUACCCUAGCUCGCUAGCACAGCAGCUCCCCGGCACGCACGGCUGCAUGGAGAACCGGCGCCGGCAGGCGACGCGGCGGCUGAGCUGCCUGAUCGGCCUCGCCGGCGACUACCUCAAAUACCUCUUCAUGAAGCACCGCCGGCUCCUGCACAAAGUGGCGCGGAGAACGCUGGCUCUCAUCCACCUCGACGGCAAGCGGAAGAACCCGUGGCCGCUGAUGGAGUACGAGUUCUCGUGCGCCGACAGCCCAAGCCCCGCGUUCCUCGAGGCGAAGAGGAUGCUGCGGUCACGCCUGAUGAAAGGUGGUGGCGCGGCCGCUGGCGCGGUGCCUUCCUGCUUCGGCUCCCUUCGAGCGACGCCGUGCGGUUCACCCGAUACGACGGCAGCGGAGACAGAAACUGCGGAAGAGGAGGUCGAGGCGGAGGACGAUGAAGAAGACCAGGUGGCCGAGGACGGGUGGGUGCAGUGCGGUGAGCUUCUUGACGUGGACGACAGGGCGGAGGAAUUCAUCAACAUGUUCUACGAGCAGCUCAGGGCGCAGAGCUUCUCCGCGGUUUUCCAGUGCUCGCCAUGACGAUGCGUAGAGUGAUCGUAAGUAUGAUAUCGCGAGAUCUGCGUUAUGUGGAUUGGAGGAACCUUCACUUCUCGAGUGAGUGAGUGUGACAAUAUAUGUUCCAUACUUGUCGCUGAGUUGCAAUGGAGUCUGUUGUGUAUAUGUACGCACGUAUG
Messenger RNA from Phragmites australis (common reed), 770 nucleotides. RefSeq lists its product as uncharacterized. The transcript has a single exon. Lineage: Eukaryota; Viridiplantae; Streptophyta; Magnoliopsida; Poales; Poaceae. The record is from RefSeq and is a predicted model, not a curated record. Bases 88 to 615 code for a protein of 175 amino acids.